This is a messenger RNA of Diospyros lotus (date-plum), 1040 nucleotides long. RefSeq lists its product as uncharacterized. NCBI's taxonomy places the organism in Eukaryota, Viridiplantae, Streptophyta, Magnoliopsida, Ericales, Ebenaceae. The transcript is spliced from 2 exons. The record is from RefSeq and is a predicted model, not a curated record. The coding region runs from base 1 to 753 and encodes 250 amino acids.
AUGAUGUCAUGGAAAGGCAGGGAUGGUCGCCACCACGAGCACGAGAUGGAGAUGAAGAACUACAACAAACGGUUCACAUGCGAUGGCUGUAAGCAAGAAGGGUUAGGAUCCAGAUACAGGUGCCACCACUGCGACUACGAACUCCACGAAGAGUGUAACUUCCCCAAGCCCACCAUUUCCCACGACUUCUUCCCGGGUUGCAGCUUCCAUUUCCACAGCCGGCCGCCCACCCGGUGCGGCGACAACCGCUGCAAGCAGCACGCCCGCUGCUGCGACGCCUGCGGCAAGGACGUCCACGGCUACGUCUACCACUGCCCCGAUGAGGGCUGGGAUCUCCAUCCAUGCUGCACCAAUCUCCAGACCAAAUUCUGCAUCGACGGCACCCUUUUCCUUCUGCGAGACGGAGUGUUUUCCAGGUGCGUUUGGUGCAAGAAGAAGAAGCUGUGGGGCGGCAGGUCGCACGUUCGGGGCUGGUCCUAUGUUUCGGAGUGCGGGAAGUACCAUUUUCAUGUGAACUGCGUUGGGAAGAUGGCGCAGGAAGCAUGGAAGGAGGGUGAUGAAGAUGAUGAUGCUUGUAUGGCUUUGGAGAAGAUGGUGGACCUGAGGGUGCUGGCCAAGUAUUCAAAGCCGAGUCGUGAUAGGGGCAGCAAGUUCUGGAAGACGGCCUGGAUGUUGCUUAAAACUAUACUGGGAAUUAUCUUGGGGGAUCCAACCACUCUGGCUUUUUCCCUUGUGGAUUUACUGUCCCAGUGACGUACCAUGCAUCCAUCUUCAAUAUUAAUAUUAAUUCUUCAGCACCAAAGCCAUAAACAUAAUCAAUUGCCUUUGCUAGCUUGUACAUAAAGUUCAUUUAUUCUUUUUAUUUUUUAAUUUGUAGAUUAUUAGGUUGUCAGGCUUCUGUUUGAUGUACGUACCUGUUAAAAGUUUCUUUCUUUCUUUCUUUCUCUCUUUCUCUUACAGUACUGCAUAGCUAGAAUUUAUACAUAGAGAACUUCUAGGAAGACCAAUGUAAUUAUUUGCAAGGCAUUCAUUGUAAAUAG